GAUUUUAUGUUUCUUAUCAGUUCUUCUCUGGGCAGGUGGUGAAGUAUCUGUAUUUUAUUUCUGCAAAGGAGGUAAAAUAGAGACGCAUCUGAUCUCCUCUCUCUAGUUAUUUCGGCCACCGAGCCAAAAGUGGGGUUUCUCUUUUUCUGGUUUUAAUCAGAAGAACGGACUCUCUCCUCCACUUACCCUUUCCUUUGUCCCUUCAUCGCUCUGUCUGUUCUAAAAAAAAUUGUGGCUGAGAGCGAGGACAUACAGCUCCCCUCUCUUCUUCUUCUUCUUCCUCCUCCUCAUCCCCCCCUCCUCCUCCCCGCGGUUUGGAGGAGAAACCAAAAGAAGCGUCUCAAGGCUCCGCGCUUUCCCUUUCUCUCGCUGCUCUAUAGCGCUGCAAGAAGGAUUUCCAAAAGUCGUUUCAAGUGGACUUUUUCGGUGUGAUUCUGGCAGUGAAGUACAGUCCAGGAUCGCAUCCAGUGAGGAGAAGCAGGGGUGAAGCAUUCUGACCAGUGAGGAACUUGUAUCUGGAUAGAGAGGGGGAGAGAAAAGUAAAGAGGAACAGACAAAAAAAGAGAAGACAAGAGGAGAGGAAUGGAGAACACGCGCGGUCUCUUAUUUCCAAAAACGCCUUUUCGGGUGGAUUAGGAGAAAAAGAGCAGAAAAGAAGAGAGACCUUGCCUUGCAUCCUCACAUUUUCUAUCAUUACCUGCUUGUCUGGACAUGGACUGAUUGCCUUUAUUGAUCAGCCGAUUGACUGUUUGAUUGAGUGUCGGACAUUAUCACCCGGCAAACUUGGACUUGUGUGGGAUUUAAAAAGGAGAGUGAACCCUGCACUGCAGCUUUCCUGUUUUGGCACAAGACAAUUCUCCCCCAACAACACCUCUGGAUUGAUUAAUUGAUUUAUCAAUAUAUUGACGACUCCAGUCUGCAAAGUGGAACCCCAGUGACUGAUUAUCUCGUCAUUAAGGCUGAGUUUCCUGCACACCCCACCCCACCCCCCACACACCCAGCCUAACCUAUAAAACAAAGCAUCCUGCUGUAAAACUUAAAUAAAGCUUAGCAAGUGUUUAAAUCCCUUUAGGAAUGUAACGUCAAUGUUAAAUGCAUCACAAAAGAGUCGCAUACAGCCUGAGUACCACCGCUACAUUAAAGCCCCUGUAAGACUAUCACAGGGUACCACAAGGGCAGAAAGUACUACAAAGUACUAUGACUAUAAACUCAUAACUGACUCAACAACCCCGCUGUAUGAAGAUUGUAAGAAUUUAAUAGGGAUUAUUAUAGUGCAAGUGCUUCGCGGGAUUCCAGUUUGGAGAUUGGAAGUUAUUUUUGGCUGCGCAAAGUAGAGCGACUCUUCCACACCAGUGCCCGGACAGAGACAGAGACAGACUGAACACAGAGGUCUACCUACUUGUCUCUGUCUUAACAUCCCGUCCCGGAAAGAAGGGACUGGGAUAGACAGAGGGCGGAGGAGAGAGAAAGACGGGGAGAGAAGGAGAGGAUGCGUAACGGCGGUUAAUUGGAGCAGACUUUAGCCCUCUAAUAUCUUGGAGAAGGAGGGAGAGAAGAGGAGAGGGAUUGUGUUCGGUUUGCAGCCAGAGAGGCUGCCUGUUAGAGGUUAUAGGUUUUUGGGCAGAGGGGAGAAGAAGAAACGACCUCCCUCAUCAUUUUGUUUAUCCGUCUAUCGCCCCGUCAGUUUUGGGGGGGAGGAGAAAUUUGGCUGCACCGGCCAGGCGGCUUGUGACAGAGGACAGAGCCAGAGGUGGGAUUAUUUCAGCUAAUUUUAUUUUCUAACAUUUUCGUCCGGUCAAGAUUCCGCCAUCAGUGCCGCUUGGAUUCAGGAUUAGUUUCUCCAAAAAUCAGGUGCCAGUGGAGAGUAGAGAGAUGACUUUAUCCUUCCUCUCCCUCCUCCUCCUUCUCCUCGCCUCAGGAGCCUGUGACGACGUCAAGUACAUCUCCAAAAGGAACUCAGUGGAUGGAUGUAUAGACUGGUCAGUGGACCUGAAGGAGUACCAUGUUCUGGCAGGCGAACCUGUUCGGGUCAAAUGUGCCUUGUUCUACAGCUACAUCAGAACCAACUACACCAUGGCCACCAAUGCCAAACUGCGCCUCAUCUGGUACAAGAACAAAGGAGAUGCAGAGGAGCCCAUCAUUUUCUCAGGCCACAGGCUGAGUAAAGAAGAUGACUCCAUCUGGUUCAGGUCGGCUGAAAUAGAAGACAAUGGAUUCUACACCUGUGUACUGAGGAACUCAACAUACUGCAUGAAAGUGUCCAUGUCGAUGACGGUGGAGGAGAGUGAUGAGGGGAAAUGCUUCAGCAGCAAAAUCCGCCAUCUGGAGAAAGCUGAGAUAACUCACAGCAAGAUGAUCACCUGUCCUGAUAUAGAAGACUAUAUGGCUCCAUACAAACAGCCACAGAUGACCUGGUAUAAGGAGUGUGAGCGGGUUGAAUGGAGAAGCUCCGUCAGUGUGAACACCACACAUAUCUGGAUACCCGAGGUGGAGGAGGGUGACGGGGGAAAUUACACCUGUGAGUUACAGUAUGGAACUAGACUGGUGCGGCGGACAACACAACUCAAAGUGACAGCUCUCCAAACCACUCAGCCUCCCAAGGUCCUUUUCCCCCCCGAGAGGCAAGAUACAGUGAUAGAAAUCACGCCUGGAAUGCCUCUCAGUUUGGACUGCAAGGCCUUUUUUGGCUACAGUGGAGAAAACAGAAGGCCUAUCAUCUACUGGAUGAAAGGGGAGAAGUUUGUUGAAGAACUAGCAGGACACAUUAAAGAAAGUGAAGUCAGGAUCUUGAGGGAGCAUUUAGGGGAGAAGGAGGUGCAGCUAUCCUUAACAUUUGAUGCUGUGGAGGAGGCAGACCUGGCCAACUACACCUGUUAUGUGGAGAACCAUAUAGGGAGGCGCAGUGGGAGUGCUAUACUGCAGAAGAAAGAUAUGUAUCGCCUGGAGCUGGCUGGUGGUCUCGGGGUCAUAUUGCUGCUGCUGGGAGUCCUGACAGCACUUUAUAAGUGUUACAACCUGGAGAUCAUGCUCUGCUACAGGAGACACUUUGGAAGUGAUGAAACUGAAGAUGAUAAUAAGGAGUAUGACGCCUACCUGUCCUAUACUAAAGUGGACCUGGACUCUCUGGGCAGGACGAGCAGCGAUGAGGAAACGUUUGCUUUGGAGAUCCUGCCUGAUGUUUUGGAGAAACAUUAUGGAUACAAGCUGUUUAUACCUGAUAGAGAUCUAAUACCCAGCAGUACCUAUAUUGAAGACUUGGCUCGCAGUGUGGAGCAGAGCAGACGUCUCAUCAUCGUUUUGACCCCAGAGUUUGUUGCCAAGAGGGGGUGGAGUAUUUUCCAGAUAGAGACACGCCUCCACUCUAUGCUGGUUACCGGGGAGAUCAAGGUGAUCAUGAUAGAGUGUGCCGACUUGAAGAAUGUCAUCAACUACCAAGAGGUUGAAGCACUUAAACACACGAUCAAGGUUUUAUCCAUCAUCAAGUGGAGGGGUCCUAAAAGCAAUGAGCUGUCCUCUAAGUUUUGGAAACAGGUGGUCUACGAGAUGCCUGCUAAACGCAGAGAGAUGUUGUCCAGACGCCAGGUGAUGGACUCCGGUGAACAGGGCCUCUUUGGUGACCUACAGACCACAGUCUCCACCAUUGCCAUGACAACCACCUCUGCCUCUCUGGCACCUCCUAAUGACAGUCGCCAUGGACAUCAUCAGGUUGCCCUGGCGACGGAGAUCCCGGACUACAACCAGAUGACCUUGCCACUAGGAGGGGGUCACACGGCUACAGCAGCCCAAAUGAGGCAUUUCUGCCGCAGCUAUGAGUUCCAGCUUCCCCCACAGCCUUCCUCCCUGUCACCUCCUCUCCCACCUCCUUCCACCGUGCAGUUCUCCACCCUGGGCCCCGGGGGGCGCCACGUCUAUUGCAACAUCCCCAUGACACUUCUGAAUGGACAGGUAACUCAGAGCAGUACGCUUGGGAAGAAGCCAGAACUCCACCUGAACAGCACCUUCGUACCUCUCACCAGCAGAGAACUAAGCUCUGACAUCUGGUAGAUGUGUUCCACUGGUACUGGAUACAGACCGGUUUACAGACAUUUUUUUCACUGGCUUUGGACAUGGGGUAGACUGGUUGGUCGACUGGUUUUCAGUGGGUUUUAGGACUGUGUACAGACUUGGUGUCCGGAGAGACUGGUUGUGGACUGUUUGCAGACUUGUUUUAGGCCAUUUCAUCCCACGCUGUGAACAAAAGACUUCUUAAAGACUGCGUAAAGCUAAGAUUCACAGUGGUUGGGUGUAAUUGCUGCAGUUUUCUUGCAAACAUGGAUUCAUAUAAUCUUUGGACUUACAAACUGGUUACAGACUGAUAUAUACUGAUAUGUAAGAUGUGUAGACCAUUUUAAAGGAAUGCUAUCAUACAACACAACUGGUCAAAUUAAUUUGACUGGUGCAGAUAUAAUAAACUGGAAAAGUCAAUGAUAAGGUCCAGGAUUACUAGGUAUCCACAGACAAUAGAACAACCUACCACGUUGGACCUCGGAGCACAAAAAACCCAAGUAAUCUUAUAAUCACAGUCUACUCACACACCAGCUGUGAAAACCAGUUGAUUUGCUUAACUACUUGGAAAUAUCGGUCUACUGACAAACAAAACGUAGCGUGAAUGCCAGUCAAUCUUCUACCUAGCUAGAGUUCUCUGAAUAUCAAUCUACCUGUUGACUAGGUGGCUUGCCAGUAUACAAGGCAGAUUUCAAGCAAUGAUUUUGGCAUACCAGUCCACCUUAAAACAAGAAGUCAAACUCUAAAAAUUCAGCCCGUAGCUGGCUAGCUAGCUACCUAGCUUCCUGGUUUGGCUCUAAUAAGCUGAAAUGGUUAACUUCCUGAAAUGGCUGACCAGCAAGAACAACAAAAUAAGAGGUGAUGCAUAAAGCAAUGGCUAAAACUUAUUUAACUGAGAAAGCAUGGUUAGCUGGAGUCAGUAGGAGCUAGCUAGUUGUAUAAACUAGUUGACUAAAAGACUAGUUACUUCUUGAGCUAGGAGGAAGAAAACCAGCCAGCUCAUCACCUUAAAACCCAGUCAACAGCAACAAGUCGAUUUGUCAAAAGUCGAACUGGCUAAGAGGUGAACUACCAACUUUUACCCCUGAACUAAAAGCAUAAAGGACUUGGCUUUUUCUAUUUGCAUGACCACCCAUUUAGGUAAAAAAAAUAAUAAUUAAAUAAACAUAGAUAAAAGAGUAAAUGACACAGUCAUUUGUUGCAGCCUCUUGUAAUAAGGAGGAGAAUAAAUGUCUUAUGUUGAUACAGUAUAUUUGUUUUCUGUCCAGCCAUGAAGUAAUGAUAAGAACUGAUAAAGGGAAAAAAGAAACAUUUUUGUUAUUUAUUUUGUUUUGUUUCAUUUAAAUGUUGUAUCCUUUUAGAAUGUUGGUGACAGUUUUUACCAGGCUUUGUUUUUAGUAUUUGUUUGUUAUAAUACUCUCUGUACAGCUUCCAUAACUUAUGCAUAGACCUAUACAUGACAGUGAUUUGUUCCCUACAUUUUCUGUUAACACCCACGUUAUGUGUGUGUGACCCAGAGCCUCUUUUGCUUUCCUUCUUUUUAUCUUUUUGUCAGUGGAUGGAUGGAUGGAUGGAUGGAUGGAUGGACGGAUGGAUGCUUUUUCAUGGCAGUACAGCACUGCUAACGAACUGAUGUUUUAAACCCAUCACUCUGGAAUUGAGACCACUACCAGUCAGCCAAAGGGGGCCUCACUGCAUAAAAAAGCCAGACUCCAAGCUGAAACAGACCACAUUCUUCUUUGUGAGCUUUAAAAAAAAAACAAGAUUAUUACCAUGAUAUUUAAGCAAAGUGAAUAAUGUUUUGAAUUUACACAAAGGUACUGUCAUUGUCUUAUUAGAACCAAUGAAUUCUGGAUAUUUGAGAUUGUUUGAUACAAUAAUUAAUUAUUUGAGUUGUUAUAUUCGAUGGCAAUAUACAGUAUAGUGGUUGUCUUUUGAUUUCUGCUCAUUUCUUUGACUAUUCUUUGGAUAUAUUGGUUGAAAUAAUUUAACUGAGAGCAAAUAAAAAGUAUAUGAGUUGUUUUA
Molecule: messenger RNA, 6069 nt
Organism: Lates calcarifer (barramundi perch)
Lineage: Eukaryota; Metazoa; Chordata; Actinopteri; Centropomidae
Gene: il1rapl2
Product: interleukin 1 receptor accessory protein-like 2
Exons: 18
Coding region: 1873-4044 (723 amino acids)
Biological process (GO): signal transduction
Source: RefSeq, a predicted model, not a curated record